Molecule: messenger RNA, 10813 nt
Organism: Hipposideros armiger (great roundleaf bat)
Lineage: Eukaryota; Metazoa; Chordata; Mammalia; Chiroptera; Hipposideridae
Gene: GMEB1
Product: glucocorticoid modulatory element binding protein 1
Exons: 9
Coding region: 5522-7243 (573 amino acids)
Biological process (GO): regulation of transcription by RNA polymerase II
Cellular component (GO): nucleus
Molecular function (GO): RNA polymerase II cis-regulatory region sequence-specific DNA binding
Source: RefSeq, a predicted model, not a curated record
CUGAGGGGGCCCCAACGCCCCCAGACCGAGGAGCCCGGAAGUCCUCGGCCGAGGGGCCAGGAGGGGCCUGAGCGACUCCGGACUGAGAGGCCCGGACGCCCAGGACCCUGGCGAGGGGUCUGGGAUUCGGGGGUAUCCCCAGAGUCUGGUUCCGGGGAGCACCAGGCCCUUCGAUAAGGAGCUGGGGAGAGGCCUGGGUUGUGCUGGGGGCGGGGGUCGAAAAGUGAGGGAAGCCUGGAUGCCUGCCCGGAAGAGACCCUCGGGCGUUGGUUGGGGAGCCAGAGCAGAGAGUGGGUUCUGAGGAAAGGAGGGUCCCAGCUUCAACCGAGGGGCGCGCUUGAGGCUUCGGCCAUUCAGUCCAGGGGUAAAGAGACAGGUGCCUCUGCUUUUCUGUAGAUGAGGGGGCGGUAGGAAGACACCUCAGAGCUCCCUGAAGAAGGAAUGAGAAGAGUCCAAAUCUGUGAAGGAAUGAAAGACUUGAGUCCCUCUGGACGUCUAGGUAGAAAACAGGGUAAUCUGGUAUGUCGGGAUGGGGAGACACAGGUGUUUGAGGACCAGAAAGAUGACAUUUGAAGGGAAGCCCAGAGUACCCCCACUUUCUGAAAUGAUGGGAGAAUUGGCCAGGUGUCUCCUGAGGAGCGGGAGAAAUGAGAGCGUAGUCUGAUUUGAGGGUCCUAGAGAGGCAUCCACAAGAUGAAGGCUUGUCAAACCUCGACCGACGACGCAUCAGGGGAAGGCUUGGCUGUCCUGGGAGCAGAAGGAGGCCUGUAUUCCCGGUUCAAGAUGAGAGCAACCUCAAAACCACUUCACAGCAGAUACAAAAGGGGCUCUGUUUAGGAGAACCAAGAAGUGGGCUUUUUCUCCUUAACCUGGAGGGUGAGGGCAAGGGACAAACAGAUAAUUCUAGUCUUCACAGAGGAAUUCUUCCCCCCACCCCUAAUGGUUGCCGAAGUGCUUUGGAGGGGACCUUUUCAUUAAAUGUUUGGCUUUGGACCGUCUCCCCUAAUUUGUCACCCUUUUAUCAGUUAUGUGUAUUUAAUGUCUCCUGACUGGAUGAUUUUUUUCAAAAGUUAGCCACUUAUUAAUGUUUCCUUCAAACAAUGAUUGAAUAGCUAACUUGUAUUCAACUUCAUUAGAUUAGUUUGGGCCCUAAUUUGGCCUUGUCCUAAGCAGAAGUCCCUGGACGCUUUAAGUAGAUGAGCCUUCAAAGAACCCUUUUAUUACAUUGUUUCCUCAAACACAUAAGUGGUCUCCAGCAGUGACUUACCCUGAACUUCAUUUGCUCUGGCUGUUUCCCUCACAGGGGUCCUGUGUAGCCUUUGUGUUGGCUUCAUUAUAUCUGAAUCACCUGAAUGCUCGGGAAGGAAUAAAGAAGGAAAAAAAAAAAUCAAGGAGUUUUGGUCUCAAGUAUUAACUUGGAAAUUUCUGAAGAAUACACGGUCUACAAAAAUUACACUGCAGUGUGGAAGAAAUAAAUACAUUUUGGGGUUAGAAAAUUUCAGGAUAUCUGGUAUUUUAUUCUUUAUCAACUACCAACUUGUGUACCUGUCAUGUGACACUCCUGUCAUGUUUUAAACAUUCGUUUUCAGGACAAAAAAAAUGAAUUUAAUCCAAAGUAGGUCAGAUGUCAUUUGUUAAGUUUUCCGAUAGUUUAUGUAAGCAGUCUUGAAUUUGUUUUCAAGGUGUCUUUUUUGUCUUUGAAAAUAACUACAAAAUGGUUUUUACUUUUCACAUAAAUUUGACAUUUUUCUUUUAUGUGUGUUCCCCUAGACUUACAGGGAGUGCUGUAUGAUAACAAUGAAUAAGGCUCCUUCCAUAAAAUACCCAAAGGAUCAACUCACUGUCUUGCCUCAGGAGUUUUUGUUGCUAUAAACAAGAGCUACUUUUCAGUUUACACUCAGCUCAAAGAGAUGACCUUGCAGUUAGCCAGUGUAGUCUGAAGAACUGGUUUCAGGUUACUUGCUCGAAUAUGGUAUUUAGGGUAAUAAGAGAUAUUCAACCCAAACUAACUUCUCUAAAGAAUGUAAGAAUUGCCAUGUUGAAUCAGACCUGUGUCUCUGACUGACACUGAGAGACAUAGUGUGGAUGAUUAUAAUUAUCUGCUUUGAUAAACUCUCAGAAGUUUAGAGAAGCAGCCAGAACAUUCCUCUUGGGUUCCAGGUGUGGGAGGGGUAAGGAAUAAAAUAUGAGUUCCUAUUGAGGAAAGUAUUAAUCAAGUUGUUAGUCAACCACUUAUUCAGAGUGUUGUAGAGACGACUCAACCAUAGGGUAAAAGGUUGAAACUGAAAGCAUCCUACUAAUUCUUCUCUAACCCAUUAAUUCACCUGAACUAUUUUUAAAAUUUUAAACCACCUUUUUGGACUAAUAUAAGUUUGAUACAUGUUAAGAUAUUACAUCUUUUAAAUUCAUUGACUAUGUAAUAGUAACAACAGUGCUUGACAAUAAACACGUGUCCAACAAAUGUUAGCUGCGAUUAUUAUUUUAAUUCAUCCUACAUUUUUAUAGUUCAUACUUUGAAGAUGUCUCUUGCUUCAAUUAUUGUAGGAUUCCAUGGCAUUUGUAUGCUUCAUCAUAUCCUUUUUUGGCUUUUCCUAGAAUCACGGGGCCUAAUUGUUUUGGCUCUAUUGCCGGAAGCCAGCCGAAUCUGUCCAUUGCUCUUAUUUUUUUCUAGUUUUAAACCUUUAAUUUACAGAAGUUCAGAUUGUGUACUAUAUUAUCUUGCAGUUACUUUUUUCCUCUAGUAUGUGACAAUGUCAUGCAUCUCUUUCCCUUCUGUAGUUCCUUAACAGUAGGUUUUUUCCCUUUUCAUAUCCAGAGAGCUUAACUGUAUGCCCAAUGUAGAGUAGAGACUCAGUGAAUAUUUGUUGAACUGGUCAUAAUUAUGGGCAGUAAGCCUCGCAGCUUAGUCUAGCUGCCUAAGCAAAUUUAUAUCCCCUAAGAUAGAAAAGUAGAAAAUUCUAGAAGUCUUUUAGGGUAAGGCAAGUCACUACAAAAAAAAAAUGUAUUGCAUACCUGCUAUGUGCCUGAUUUCCUUAGAAAGUUUUAGAUAGACAGUUUUGUAGACAGAAGUCUGAUAUUUGAAAACUAUUAUAUUUCUGUGUCCUGGGCACUGAGCUAGGCACAAGGGAGCUGUUGAAAAAGAAAAACAAUCCUUGCCUUCCCAGGAUGUAGUCUGGUGGGGAGAGGCUGACAAAGUGAGAUGAUGGUUGUGAUCGGGGUGCUGCAGGCACUGAGGGAGCACAUAAGCUCAAGUCUAGUCAUAGAAGUCACCGAAAGCCUUCCCAAGGAAGUGAUGGUUUAAAUAAGUCACAGAAAUUUAGUAGUGACUAGCCAAAGAGGAAGGAAAAGACAAUUCCAGGUAGAAGAAACAAGUAUGAAGACUCAGGUGAAAAAAUACGGCAUGUUUGAGAAAUUGGGAAAAAUUCAAUGACAGGACCCACAAUGUGAUAGGAACUAUGAGAAAUGGGACUAGCAGGAUGGGCAGGGGAGGGAUUUGGAGGAUUUUGUAAGCCAUGCUAAGGUGUUUGCACAUUAUUCUAACAGCAAAGGGAGUCCACUGAAGGAUUUUUAAAUGGAGAAAUGGCCUGUGAUCUUGAGUAAGAUCAAUUUGCUCUGUAGAUAAUGGAUUGGAAAGCAAGACCAGAGUUUAGGAAUACUGAUGAGAAGCAUCUGGAAAUACCCAGGUAACAGUGUGGUGUCUCAGAAUAUGGUAGUGGCAGCACAGAUGUAGACUGGGAGAUGGUUAAAAGAGAUAUAUAGGUGAUAGAAUCGAUAAAGGAGUUGGUGGUUGAUUGGCUUUAAAAAGAGAAGAAAGAGGAAUAAAAAAUAACUCCUUAGUUUCUGGCUUGAGCAAAUGGAUGGAGGGUAGCGCCAUUUACUGAGGGAGGAAAUACUGGAGCAGGUUUGAGAGGGUACAUGAGUUAAAUUUAAGGUGUCUACAAGAUAUUUUUAAGAGGCUUUUGGAUAUAGGAGGUGUAAAAUUCAGGUACAAAGUUUGAAUGUGAGAAUCAUAAAGGGCAGAAGUACAAGUCAGAUAUAGGAAUUUUAACUAGGUCAAAUACAAACAAAAAUUGAUUGACCCAAACUUCGUCAGUUGCCUAUGAUGAGCAGAUCUGUGGGAGACAGAAAGAUUUUUAGAUAAGUGGCAUCUCUCCUGACAGAGAGUACAAUGCAGUUAUGAAGAUAAAUUAAUUGCAAUACAGGGUUCAGUGUGAUAAACACUAGAGGAGAGCUACAAACCAUUUAUUGGGGCAGUGCAGAAAAUAAAAUGGUUAGGCAGUGGCUAUGUAGAGGAGUGGGCUUUGAACUGGGCCUGAAGAGAGAAGGAGAUGAGGGAGAAAGGAGUUUGGGGCUUAAGGAAUAACCAAGUACAAAAACUUGAAAGUAUAUAUUCAGAAUAGAGUGGGUGGUUGGUAGGGCUGGAGUUUAAGAUUCUUGGGAUAUUAUAGUUACAGAUAAGACUGUAUUUUGGGGCCAAAUGAGGGAGACUGAGUGCUAUGCUUAAGUAUGUGUAUUAUAGGCAGACAAGUGCUGUGGGAGAGCUGAGAUGUGGAUUUAGUCAUCCGACUACCAGUUACAUACACAAACUUGCAUCCAUUGUGUGCCUACUCCAUUCAGUGCAGUCCUAGUCAUCUUCACAUACAUCUAAGUAAAUACAGUGCUCUUAUCUAUACUCUCUUAAGUGACUCUCUUUUCAACUGUGAAGACUAACAGCUGCAGAUUAUCCUGUGGCCCUUUUGAGUUUUUUGAGUUACUUUAGAGUCAAGAAACAUGGGGUGCUGGACACUGGUUUCCCCAGCAGUUCUGUAGGGUAGAUGUUAGGUGAGCUCAUCUCUCCAUUCAGUCUGAGGCAAAGAGGUAUUAAGUUCCUAGAGGUCAUACAGUUGGAUUCAGCAUUUAUUAAGCAACUACACAAUGCAAGUCAUCUUUCUCUUCCCAUAUAUUAAUAGCUUAGUUCAGUUAGUCAGCAGAUACUUAUAAGAACUCACAAAGGAUAGAGUACUUGAUGAGGUGUAAUAGCUGGUUGCAAAGAAAAUAGAUUCCUACCUUCUAGGAGUUUACUGUUUGGGAUGGAACUAGCGGUGUGCUGUAAACCAGCUCUCUAGAAAAAAAAGAAACCCAAAAACUUGAUCUGUAGUGCUUGCCAAUUUCUGUGGUGUAUAUACUGCCAAUCACUGAUUUUAAAUGACCAACUUGACGUCACUAAACUUGGAGUUAGGGAGAGACAUGCGCAAUUGGUUCUCAGGAGCUGAUAGAGCUGGCUUCAGCACCCUAUUGGAUGAAUCACUCAUACUAAGAAAACCUAUAAUAGCAAGUGAGUACUGAGGCAUUUCUGGAAAGAUCAGAGCCUAAUGUCAGCCCCUUUCCAUGUUCCCAUCCUUGAUCUCCAGGGUGACCCUUGGAAUUGGUAGUCAUUAUCUUGGUGUUCCUUUCCUAUGGUUGUCAUCUUUUCAAACCAGAGGAAAUUAUUGGUGCUUCUUGUUUCUGACAGCAGACUCAGCUGUCUGACUUCAUGUGAAAGAUGGCUAAUGCGGAAGUGAGUGUCCCAGUGGGGGAUGUGGUUGUGGUACCCACUGAAGGAAAUGAAGGGGAGAACCCUGAAGACACUAAAACUCAAGUGAUCUUGCAGUUACAGCCUGUGCAACAAGGUUUGUUUAUCGAUGGACACUUUUACAACAGGAUUUAUGAAGCUGGGUCUGAGAACAACACAGCAGUUGUAGCAGUAGAAACUCACACGAUACACAAAAUUGAAGAAGGGAUUGAUGCAAGCACUAUAGAAGCAAAUGAGGACAUGGAAAUUGCUUACCCCAUAACUUGUGGGGAGAGCAAAGCCAUUCUCCUCUGGAAGAAGUUUGUGUGUCCAGGAAUAAAUGUGAAGUGUGUCAAGUUCAAUGAUCAGUUGAUUAGCCCCAAGCAUUUUGUUCAUCUGGCUGGCAAGUCCACCCUAAAGGACUGGAAGAGAGCCAUUCGUCUGGGUGGAAUCAUGCUCAGGAAGAUGAUGGACUCUGGACAGAUUGAUUUUUACCAGCAUGACAAGGUUUGCUCCAAUACCUGCAGAAGCACCAAAUUUGAUCUUCUGAUCAGCAGUGCAAGAGCUCCAGUGCCAGGACAGCAGACAAGUGUGGUGCAGACACCCACCUCGGCCGAUGGUAGCAUCACACAGAUUGCCAUCUCAGAAGAGAGCAUGGAAGAGGCAGGGUUGGAAUGGAACUCAGCUCUCACUGCUGCUGUCACCAUGGCCACAGAGGAGAGCAUGAAGAAAGACUCAGAGGAAAUUUCAGAGGACACUUUGAUGUUCUGGAAAGGAAUAGCUGAUGUAGGGCUGAUGGAAGAGGUUGUAUGCAAUAUACAGAAGGAAAUAGAGGAGCUACUCAGGGGGGUUCAGCAGCGGCUCAUCCAGGCUCCCUUCCAGGUCACAGAUGCUGCUGUUCUCAACAAUGUGGCACAUACAUUUGGCCUAAUGGACACAGUCAAGAAGGUUUUGGACAACAGAAGGAACCAAAUAGAGCAGGGAGAAGAGCAGUUUCUUUAUACUCUGACAGACUUGGAACGCCAGUUGGAAGAGCAGAAGAAGCAAGCGCAGGAUAACAGGCUGAAAUCCCAGACAGUUCAAAAUGUGUUACUGAUGCCUGUGAGCACUCCGAAGCCCCCCAAAAGGCCCCGGCUCCAGCGGCCAGCCUCCACCACCGUCCUGAGCCCAUCUCCACCUGUCCAGCAGCCUCAGUUCACAGUCAUCUCACCCAUCACCAUCACCCCCGUGGGUCAGUCAUUUUCCAUGGGCAAUAUUCCAAUGGCCACCCUCAGCCAGGGCUCUAGUCCUGUGACUGUCCACACACUGCCUUCUGGCCCUCAGCUCUUCCGCUAUGCCACAGUGGUCUCCUCGGCCAAGAGCAGCUCACCAGACACAGUGACCAUCCACCCUUCGUCUAGCUUGGCACUGCUAAGCUCUACGGCCAUGCAAGAUGGGAGUACCCUGGGCAACAUGACCACUAUGGUGAGCCCUGUGGAGCUGGUGGCCAUGGAGUCUGGCCUGACCUCAGCAAUCCAGGCUGUGGAAAGCACUUCAGAGGAUGGGCAGACCAUCAUUGAGAUUGACCCAGCCCCAGACCCAGAGGCUGAGGACACCGAGGGCAAAGCGGUCAUUUUGGAGACAGAGCUGAGGACUGAGGAGAAAGUUGUGGCUGAGAUGGAAGAACACCAACAUCAAGUCCACAAUGUGGAGAUUGUGGUCUUAGAGGAUUAACUGGGCUGUUGGGACCAGGAGAUAUGUUUUGGUUUGAGAUUUUAAUUAUUUGUUUACUUUUAUUGUCCCACUCAUUUCCACACAGGAUCCUUUUUUGUUUUUAAAAAAAAACAAAAAAAUCUCAUUACUGUAACUGAAAAUGUUGGGUCCCUCCCACCCCCUCAUUGAAAAAUGGACAAAAACAAGCUUCCCUUCCAGAAGCUGAGAGUAGGUCACUCAAUGUUCUAAUCUUCUUAAAGCGAGAAAGUUAUUUCUUUUAGGGAGGCAUCAAGAUAACCAGAAACCCUAUCCAGAAAGCCCUUUCCAGGACAGUCUGUCUGUGUACACAUGUGGUUUUAUUCUCAUAUAGAGGUAUUGACCAAACUCUGGAACACAGAUCUGACACUGGAAGGCAACCCACUCACACAUGGAUGCAGAAGGAUACUUUAUUUUGUAUCCUGGAAAAGGCCCUCAGAGGCCAGUGCAAAACUGAAACAAAAGAAAGUUGCACUCUGCUUGGAAGGGAACUCUGCUGCUUGGAGCAGCAGCUUAAAAAGGGAAGUGCUUUGGCCAGGAUGGAGCAAAGAAAUGCUUACUCCCAAAAGUGCCACUGAUGCCUCUUGAUAUCGCUAAGAGUUACCAUCAUGGGAGAGGCCAGUGAUAAGUGGGAGGGUACAUCUCCAUGAAGCAAGGAGCAUCAGGGGCCCGUGGCUUUGCAGAAAUAGAAGUCCAGGGAUAUCACAGCUGUGCUUUGGGAUUCAAGCCAACAUUGCCCCCACACUUGGUCAAAGCAUUUACCUUACUAAACUAGGAUCAAUCCAUUCAUUUGCGAACUGUGUGAUGUGGUGUAAAUUGCUUUGGUUCUUGGACUGUGGCUGUUGUGGAAGCGGGGCCUCCAAGGCCAUCAUUUUUAUUGCAUGAUUCCAGAAGCAGGGAAGUUCCUCAACCAGACCAGCUGCCCUUUUUGGUGGGGCCUGUUUUUGGCUUUGGAACCAAAAGCAGCCACUCAUUUGGUGCUUCCUCUUGUUCUACCCUCCAUCUUUCAACUGUUAAUGGCAUCUGUCUCCUGGAUCCCAUGCUCUUCAGCUUUUUGGCUGAUUUGGAGAACAGUGACAGGUGCCUGCCUGCCUUCAUCCCCUUUUAGAUUCAUUUAUACCAUUUCUACCACAGAUAUUUCUGUGAGAUAUUGAGCUCAUAAAAAAAACCUUAGACUUGGCAGGAAGACUCAACACCCCCAGUUUAUCCUGAGGGACUGAGUAGAUGUCUCCUCCUGAGUGAGCUGAACUCCCUGGGAAAGAAGCACUAUCUGCAACAUUAUAUUAUAGGAAAUGUACCAGGAAUGUCAGUAAUAAUGUCUUUGGGGUCGGGGCGGGAGGGGUUUGUUUUUGUUUGUUUGUUUGUUUUCUUGGUAGUGUUGUUUGUAUAUUUAGAGCUGGGUCAUUUUCUGUGCUGUAAUUCCUUCUCUUUGACCAUCUUCAGUGUUUGGGGCAAGUGUGGAUCCUGGUUUUUAUUUCUUUGGUUGCAUUGUUUACUGCAGUAGGGAAAAUAUAGGGAAACUGCAGACAAUUUAAAGGAAAAAUAGGUCAAAAAAGAAAGCACACAUCUGAGGAGUGGGAGUUUUUUGUUUUUUUUUUUUUAAAUUAAAAGCAAAACUUUGACUUGUAGUUUCCUUUUUUUUUUUUUUUUUAAGAAGACACCCACCUGAAGCCAUGUUUCUUCCAACAGAUGUUGGAAACCCUGUUGUCAAGCAAGUGAAAACUGAAUUCUGCCAUCCUUCAGAUGGCUGUAUAUAGCUGGAGAAGCCCUCUAACUUGGGAGGGUCAAUCUUAAAAGCCUUAAAGGUGAGAUUUCUGAACCCCAUACAGUUGUGGUUUUCAGCUUUAAAAUUGUCUGGGGUUUUAUUUUUCUUUUCAAAAUAUUUAAUAGAUGUAGCAAUCAGCUUAGAACAGAACUUUGGCCCCCUUACAGAUCUUUAGUGAGGAAAGUGGCAUUUAUUUCUUGCUCCUUCACGUUUCCUGUUGGUACAUAAACAAAACCAAUACUUCUGUCUAAGCCUAAAACUGCCACUUGAACCUAGAAGGGACAUCAUCCCUAUUGUGGGUUUUAGAGACACUUUUCUCUUUCCCAGAGACAAAAGUCCCAAUUCAGGACAGAGGAGGAGCCCUGGAGAACACCUACACCCUAGCUCAGGUCCCUUUCUUCCUUUUGUCAGAGCUGUGGUAGUGUGAAUAUUGUGCUUCCAAAGUCAAGAGAUCUCUUCCUCCUAAAGACUGAGCCUGUUUACUCUCACUUUCUAAAUAUUCUGGAAAUUCACGAGCUUUGUUGUUUUCCUGGUCUUCCAAUAGCCUGUCAUUAUUGCUAGAUGCUAUGGCACCCAUUGUUGAGUGGGGGUUCCCUCACAGCCCUGGUUUAGAUGAUCUCAAAUGGGGUGACACAUGCAAGCCAUUGGUGUGUGCAUAAGCAUUUGCAAUGAAUCAUUCCUCAGGCUGACUUGGCAGUAGCCAUCUUUCUGUUCAUUCAUUAAAUAAACAUUUAUAAGUACCAUCUAUGUGCCAGGCUUUGUGCUAGGCACUGGCAGUACAGAGGUGAAAGUAUAGUGUCUGCACUCAAGAAAUUCGUACCCCAGAGGUGGUCUGGAGUUAACUAUAUUUCAAUACAAUCGGUUCCCUUUGUAAUCCUAUGUAUUUUAUGCAUUGAAAAGCAUUAUUCCGAGAAUUGGUCCAUAGGUUUCAUCAGACUACCAAAGGCACAAAAAGGUUAAGCCUUUCUCUAGUGAGAUACUGAAACAGAUCAUCAUAUUGGGGUAAGUGCAUGAUAGAGCUCUUGGCUGUGAGCUGAGAAAAAACAAAGGAUCAAGCACCUAACCCAUCUUGGGGGCAGGGGUCAGCAAGUAUGGAAGUACUUCCUAGAGAAGGUGUGUCACCAAGCUGAUUUAGGAGAGACCAUUUUUGGCUAGUUUUUUUGUAAGCCAUUUUCAAGUAAUUGGGCUUAUUAAUACAAGAGGAAAAAACAAAUCCUUAGUCUCUUAAUGUUCUUGCCUCUAGGGCCAGGUAGAGUCAGCAGCAUGGGCAGUCUCUAAGAGUCCCCCCACUGGAGAGUCAUGUGUUGGCUUCUCCAAGUUUCCAUCAGACGAAUCCCGUGCAGGACUGGAGUUUAGCUGGUGGAAGGUAAAUGCUCAAAAACUUCCUGUCACGUGGUUUCCACAAAGGCCUUAGAGUCAACUGUAUAACUGUCUCACCUCGGCCAUGUCCCUGUUUGGCCCCUUGUUCUCUUCCCUUUUUCAAUUUUCAGGCUCCAUCCCUGCCCCCCUGCCCCCUCCAAACAAAACAAAAACAUUCCCAGUUAUUCUGAAGUAAAAAAAUGGACAAUAGACUUGAAUGUUCCAGAUUCAAAGCCACUUCAUGUGGAGUUUCUUUUACAUAUCUGCCCACAUUAGGGAAGAAGGACCAAUCCUAAUCCAUAUACCUUGGAAAUUAAUAUUAGUUCAGGUGUUAUGACACUGUUUAGUGGUAGCAUUUAAUCCCAUUUUCAUAAAAGGCACUAAAGGUAAGUUUGUAUGGUGGGAAGUAUAGGUAUUGGUAACAUUUGAUU